GCCCAUUGUUGAGUGUGAGAUUGAUUUGAGCUUCAAAAAUAAUUUUUAGUGUUUUUUCCUGUUAAACAGUUUAUAAAAUAUACUCGAAACUUAACAAUUUUUUAGCGGAAUCUUGUAAUUUCUCUAAACUCUGAAUAACAACAAACAUCAAGAUGACAUACAUUGUAACAGAAAUAGCCAUGGAAAUGAUGGGCUGUAAGUUCUAUGACAUGGACGGUGAUUUUUGUGAAAUUAAUUUUCAAGGUGAGGAUAAUAAACGCAAAGACAAGUCAAAUUUGAUUCUGGAACUUGGGUUAAAGCGUGAUGCACAAGGUAGGCUUGUGAAUGAUUCUGAUAACGAUGACGAACAGCCAACCAAUUCAAAUCAUGGAAAAAAACAAACCCAGGCUGCCAGCAAAUCUGUCAAGCCAACUACAAAAUCCGAAACUGAAAAUAUUAAGAAACUACAAGCAAGCGUUGGGAAAAUGAGCAAAGAAACAUCGCCUUUACAGAUUCCAACUGAAAAAGUUGCUCCUGGAGUGAAGCAACCAAAAGUCGCUUCACAAGGGGCAAUUACUAAAGUUGCAACUGGUAAUGUCAAAGUCAUUAAUGAUUCUAACGGCGGUAUAGAUGUUCAAAUAAUUACAAAAAAGUUUCCAAUACCUGCUUCGACGAGUUUGAUUAAAAAAGAUGCUGUUGGCAAUAUAAAAGUCGGUAAUGCAAACGUACAGAAAACUGAAGUGAAGCCACCAACAGCCGCUUCACAAGGUGCAGUUAAAAUUGAUCCUGGUAGUCUUAAAGUCGCUAAUAGUUCCAACGACAAUGUGAAUGUUCAGAACAUUACAGAACAGUUACCAAUAACAGCUUCAAUAGAUGCGUUUAAUAAAGUUGCUACUGAUAAUGCAAAAGUCGCUAAUGAGGGUAGCGAGGGUAUAAAUGAACAGAAAACUGGAAAAGACCUAUCAAUAGUCGCUUCAAAUGCUACAAUUAAGAAAGUUGUUCCUAUCGAUGCAGAAUCUGUUAAGGAUUCGAAUGAUACUAUGAAGGAAGAGAAAACUGAAGUAAUGCAAAAAACAGUUGCUUUGAAGGACGCAACUAAACAAAUAGCUACUGAACCCAAAAAACAAUACAAGUUAAAAGAGAAUCCAAUCUUAAACGAGCCAGAACAUAUUGAUUUUGAUGCUGAACUUAAUAAUAUGUUACCAGAAGACUUACAUGAAACAAAAUAUUCUGAAUUGAAUUUAUGUACUGAUAAACCUAUGAACGAUACCACUUCACCUGGUAAGAAGGGGCCAUUUAUUUCUGUUAGAUCUGAUUUGGUUGGUCCAAACGGGACACCAGUUUGUAAAAGAUCGAACUCCUUGUUGGAGAAAACAAAUGUUGAAUUUAAGGGAUUUCGGGAUUUUCUUAUAAAACACAAAACUGAUUACAUUAAUAUUAAUGGCAAUAUACAUCAUCGUAUGGGUUUGAUGGGAACUUAUACACCAGAAAGAUUCAUGCAACCACAUUUAGAGUGUGUGGAAAAACAUUUGCAAAAGGAAGUAGAUUUGCUACAAAAAUAUCGGCGUGUGCUGAAAGAUUCUUUGGCAAAGAACAAUCCACUCGAGUACAACAGGAUCUUUACCCGUUACAAUAUCCGCAAGCGUGCGGGAAUUGAAUAAAAACAGUUG
Molecule: messenger RNA, 1649 nt
Organism: Teleopsis dalmanni
Lineage: Eukaryota; Metazoa; Arthropoda; Insecta; Diptera; Diopsidae
Exons: 2
Coding region: 153-1640 (495 amino acids)
Source: RefSeq, a predicted model, not a curated record